ACCUGUACAACCAAAAUAUUUUACCGCAUCUACUGAAUUGCAGGUGUCUUCCUGAAAUCAUUCGAUUUUUCGUUCAGUAGCGGUACGUACCCGGUCAGGCAAGCUCUGUUCCCAGCUCCAAAGCGGCGCACCGUCAAAACUUCAGCGAUUCACUCCAUCCGUUGCGAAGUUGCCCAGCUUUAAACACAACAACAUCUCCACCCGUUUGAUGCUACAACGGUCUGCACAUGACAGCGACAUUACCGUUCCGUGGCGCACUCCCACAGGACAUGGUUUUCUUUCUGUAAACAAACUGAGCCUGAACCAUUGCAACGCCUCGGGACUGUGACCGUUCGAAGUAGCAAGUGCGCUCUGCCCAGGUUUUAAAGUUGGCCCUGUGCUCUCAACGACACAUCCCAAAGACUCAUUUGUCUUUGGCUCUCCAAGUUGAACGCACUCAUCUUUUGGACAUCUGUUGCAGAGCCAUGGCGGAUGAAAUAUUGUUGGCUAGGGCUUCUUGGGAUAAACGAAGUUCAUUCGAAAAGGGUAAUGAUGCCUCAAGAGAAAAGGAUGCUGUUGAUGAUGGCCUCGGGGGGACGGCGGUAGCUUCAUCCCCUGUUUUGAAAUUUGACCUUUCCAGAUUAGCUCUCGCAAACAAGCUUAGCAAUGAGUUGGUAGAGGAGGCCACGGAUGAAUUUGGGGUGAAACGGGAGGUUGAGUUGAUGAUGCCAGAUGAAUGUACGACUACUUCGUCGAGCGACCCUACCAGCGACUCUUCGAGCACCGAGACCAUAACAUCCGAAUCAGAGACUGGAGAAAGCACCUCUAAGGCCCAGAAAGUUCAACAGGCUGUACUUGAAUUAACGCCGCUACCUGAAGCGCAUAGAGCGGAAGGACCCAAUGGUAGAGAGAGUGGAGACAGUGCCAACAAGACGAAAGUCCAGCAGGCUGAACCUGAUCUGUCACGGUCACUGCCUCCUCUAGCUCCUAGGCGAGUGAGAUCGAAUGGGAGUGGCUUGGGAUCAAUGCUUCGAAAGAGUGUACCUACUUUUCUUAGGUCUCGAAGCCUUUCAACAAAUCCAGAGAAAGAGCUGGACAAUGCAGACCCACUUUUUCAGGAAGUCUUCCUGGCGAAAUCUGACAAGAAAGGAUCUAUCAACGCAGUCGACAGUGUACAAAUGCCGGCGUCUGGCUCAUUGACGGAUGAUGCAUUAGUAGGCAAAGCGCCGUGUGAGAGUGUGCACACCCCGGUGACUAAUUUGAGCUCAGGUAAUGUUCUGGUCCAAACGGAAUCACGGGAGAGCUCGGACGGCCUAGUUGGUACAAAAUUUGCUCCCGAUUCUGAAGCGGACAGCACAGUGUACGGGGUUGCGAAAGAUGCCACCAGCAUUGAUGUCGCAGACAAUGGCGCGAUUAGCGCUACUUCGAGCGAAGUACAAGAUCCUUGGCCCAACCCGUGGUCCGACGCCUCGACUCAGCUGAGAUCGAAUCACAAACCAGCUGCGCUCCCUAGUCCUCCAAUUGUUUCACCGGCUGUGGUUCCUGCAUCUGUCGUGGACAACGUGGUGGGUGUCGUCCUCAGUUCAAGUCUCGAAGACCCCCCAAAAGGCGUCACUCAGCCAAGCACCGUCGCCACGAACAUGUCGGCAGGGGACUCGAAUGGAACAGAUGAAGCUGGAAGAGCAGGUGAACUGGAUGAGGCGGCGACCAAAGCAUCAAAGGAAAUAACAGAAGCCGAACAAGACGGAACAAAGGAACCAUCGGAGCCCCAACCUGAAAAUGUACCUGAGAACGUUGAAGCAUCAGAGGCGCAGGAAUGUAGCCAAUGUCCCGACAGCGGCGACAGCUCGAAAGGAGUAACGUCAGGAGAGGCGAAUGCAUCGGUGAAGGACGACAGUACAGAACAAGCUGAGAAACAAGAAAUGAUAGCCGGGAAGCAAGAAAAGAGAGCCAAGAAACAAGAAAAGAAAGCCAAGAAGCAGCCGUCCUUUUUUAGACGGAUGCUGAAAGGAAAAGCGUCGACUGGCUCUGGCUCUAACUCCUCCAAACAGAGGGCGCCAUCCGAGACGAAAAAGGGCAAAAAGAAGAGCCAACUUGGCUGUCUCCUUUUGCUCAAACCUUGCACAAAGCACUCUACUACCAAGGAAGGAGCGGGGGCUGUCGAAGACGGUCCUAAGCAGCCCGUUGAAGCUGAUACUGAAGUUCUAGCUGCCGAAGAGGUCCUUGGAGAACAGGUUGGCGGAGACCCCACUGUCGCAAGCCUUGAAGAGGCAACGCUCAUGGAGAUACAGGCCAGCAUUGAAGGGUACACAGAAGACGAUACGACGCUCCAAGACACAACGACUUUGCAGGAUACAACUACGGUUCAAGAUUCAACCACAGCUUCUGCUUCUGCUUACCAUCUCUUCUCAAACAAAGCUUCAUCAGCCGCCGGACCGACAGUGCAAGCCUCAUCGAAUACCGCAACUGGGCUAGGGCUCGGUCUCGGUCCCGGCUCUGCCACGGGCACUGCCACUGGAACUGCCACUGCGACUGGCACGGUCACCGGCACUGCAGAUAUUGAAGAAGCCAAGUCUGACUUAAUGAAUAUUGGCACUGACCCCACGAAGCAAUCCUGGUUGUCAGAUAUGCCCUCAAUGGAGAGCAUGAUUCGGGAUCCUCAAAGGACUUUCUCUGAAGUGUCUUCUUAUGGCGACAUUAGCAAAGUUGACUCUGAAGCUGCGGGACCAAGCUUGAUCAACAACAUCAACUUCUACGUCACAGCUGCCACACAAGCCGUGCAGCAUAACUUGUACGACGUCCCCGUACGUGAAUUUGAAAAGCUACGAGAGCUUACGUGCAUUGGCAGGGAGGACAAAACCAGUAUGGAACAUGGGAGCCUUAUGGACAAGGAGAUCACGGAGACGGAAAGCCAUGACAGCGUCCUUGCCAACAACUACAACAACCAAGAAGGCAGCAACACGUCAAAGGAUCCCUUUUUAAUGGUGUUCAGGGAGUUGGUGGAUGUCUUGGAGUGCGGCGUUGGUGCUGGCGCUACACGACAGCCAUCAACCACGAAGCUCGAAGAAGAGAAACUUGACCCAAUUGAACAUUUGGGGUCUACUAGCAGAGGCAGAGAAGAUCUCGCGUUCUAGUUUUGUCUUUUGUGCCAUAGUGAACCACGCGAGAGAUGUGUUCACAAUAUUCAAGUUUUCAAGUUACAUACUCUAAUGCAUAGUAAAGGAUGUUUACCUGUCUUGCAAUUGAGGCCGCACUAUCACAAGUUUUCCCACCCAACG
Molecule: messenger RNA, 3257 nt
Organism: Seminavis robusta
Lineage: Eukaryota; Bacillariophyta; Bacillariophyceae; Naviculales; Naviculaceae
Source: the annotation of a GenBank genome assembly